Messenger RNA from Plasmopara halstedii, 1071 nucleotides. RefSeq lists its product as uncharacterized. The transcript is spliced from 7 exons. Lineage: Eukaryota; Oomycota; Peronosporomycetes; Peronosporales; Peronosporaceae. The coding region runs from base 1 to 1071 and encodes 356 amino acids. The record is from RefSeq and is a predicted model, not a curated record.
AUGGAGCUUUCGGAUAAAGGAGAGAUAUUGCAACUUGAGGUGAACGAUGUUGACGACGAAGAGGAGGUGGAUAUAUUCUUAGUCAAUUCAGCAGCUUCAGUGAGUAUCUCCUCGCCUUCUAGCGAUCGGUCGUCGCCGGCUCCGCGUCGCUGCGUAUCGAAAGAGAUGCUCGAGCAGAUGCCGACACUUAAUAUUAGCACCCACUAUCAUGAAGUGAUUGUUGGCAAACCUUUCGGGUGUUUUCACUUGAUGCAACUUAUCGAGAAAUCUAUCCAGGUUGGAGCUCUCUUUUCGCCCAAAUUGUUUGUACCCAAAGAAAUAUGGCAGCAAGACAAAGUGAAGCUAGCAGGUGUUCCCCUAAAGUUAGAGGUGUUUCACCAGCUUAAGCAAGGGCUUGAAAAGACCAGUCAUGCACUACCGCUAUCAUCUGAUGCAGCAAAAGCUGCGUUUGUCAAAGAACUAGAUAUACUCUUGGAGUUUGCAAGACAGGAGAGGGUCCACUUGAUCCGUUCAUUCCCGUAUUUGCCACAGAAUAAGAACUCUCCGAUUUCUCAAUCAACGCGUGGAGCAAGUAGCAACGGAGUGGAAGAAGAAUUAGUAGAGGCUCAAUCCUCUGGUCUCAACAUCGGCAAGUUGACAAAUUUAGCUUUUGGAUUCGGCCGUAUGGUAAAGAAGCAGGCAAUUGCUGCUGUGGAACGAGUUGGUGCCGCUCCAACUCUCAUGCUAUCCAUUGAUGAGCUGGACGAAUAUGCGGCUGUGCUCUGUAUGUUCUUUAACUCUACGCGUAACAUUGAGAAUUUGUUGGGACUACGUGCAGAUGCUGACGGUGCUCAAAAACAAGUUAACGACCCAAAGUCUGACACGAAGCGUGCUCAACUGGAUUCUGCUACUUUAAGAAAACUGGAAGAACUGGCAAUUUUUCUGAAUGAGGUUGUGAUCGAGCUUGUCAUGCGUGAUCUUCACAGUCUAUUGGACUUGUACAUGCGACGACUAACGCAUCAAUUUGGUGAGUUUACAGUUGAUCAGGCGGUACUUAAACGCCGUCCAUCUGUGUCAGUGACGCAUGGAUAG